CUGCCCUGAUAGCAGCUGGGGGAGGACUAUCCUCGGCCUGUGAGCGCUUUGGCACGGGCGAGGUGCACCCGCUGCUUAUUGAGAGUAAGAGCAAUACGCGCUUUCACGCCAAAAAGUCGUCAUAAAUAAGUCUCCAAUAACACCAGAAAAAGUCGCCAGAUUUGUCGCUAGUCGCUUUUUAGAAAAAAGGUCGCUAAAUAUAGCGACAAAGUCGCUAGGUUGGCAACACUGGUCUCAGUUCAGUCCAUAACUACGGGGCGGUUUCCGUCACCAAUGUGGCACCUAACCGCGCAUUUCCACUGGCCCAGGAUGGCACGCCUCUGGUCCGCUAUACGAGCCAAACCGUAAUCAACCACUAUCUCCGCCCUCAGCCGAGCCGUAUCCAGGCAACGCUCUACUUCACUGGCUCCAAUGAGGUGACGUCAUUUAGGCGACAGGAGGAAGGAGCGCCAUGUUGAAAAGAAAGAAGUGAAAACAUUCCAGCUUCUCUUAGUUGCUCUGGAUUUCUGAACUGCAAGGAAGGAGAGAUCAUGGAGCCGCUGGUGCACUGGUCUCAUGAAGAGACCCGAGCGCUUAUCGGUGUGUGGUCAAAGGAGAAAAUCCAGCGUGACCUGGAGGAAUCCUUCAGAAACGAGACCGUUUACAGGGAGAUGUCAGGCAGGUUGGCUGCUCUGGGAAUAAGCCGCUCUGCUAAACAGUGCAGAGCCAAGAUAAAGAAACUUAAACAAGAAUACAGAAACACGAGGAGACACGGUGAAAGGAGUGAGGCAGUCACAAAGACCUUCAGGUGGUAUGAUGCUAUGGACACUAUCAUGGGUGACAAGAGUGCCCGGACACAGAGCAGAGAGCAGCCGUCUUCUUUGGUACUGGAAGUCAUGGUUCCUGAUGUGGAAGCAAGUCCACCCGCUGUAACAGACACCCCAGAAAGCUGUACGACAUCCACCCAUUCACUGCAACUCACUCUGCCCAGACCAGAAGCUUGUCCUGCAGGGACCCCACAAGUAUCUUCUUUCUAUUCUGUUCAGCUUCAUGAAUUUGAUGGUCCUUCUACAAGCAAUCCAGUCACCUCCACUGCUGUACAAACAUCAAACAAAGACACCCCCUUGUGCUGUUGGUCGAGUAAAGAGGUCCAAGCAUUGCUGACGCUUUGGGCAAACCCCGAGGUUCAACAGGAGCUUCUCCUCAACGUGAGAAAUAAUAAAGUUUACACUUGUCUCAGUUCCAAACUGGCAUUGCUCGGUUUUAACAAAGCACCAAAGAAAUGCAGGGAGAAGAUCAAAAAGCUAAAGCAGGAGUACAAGAGGAUCAAGAACGGCCAAUACAGGGGUGGAAGCAGCAGUGUGUGGUUUGCCAUUAUGGAUGAAGUCCUCAGUUCCCAGGCUCUCACAGCAAAGCGUUCACAGACAGUGCAGAAUUCCUCUACAGUGCACUCCCUAGCUGUACAGGCCGUUGCCCUGGAUGUGGAUACAGAUGAUGAAACGCCGUGGUUGCCUGAUGAAGUCCAAGUGCUGGUGACACUUUGGGCACAACCAAACAUUCAGAAACAGCUUCUCACCGCAGCAAGCGAUCAGGUUUUCACAUACCUCAGCAGUGAGCUAUCACUGGUGGGGUUUAACAAGACACCACGUCAGUGCAGCGUCAAAGUGAAUGAGCUUAAAGAGGAGUACAAAAAAAUUAAGCACAUGGAGCCAUAUGGAGUUGUUAAAGGCGACUGGUUUGCUAUUUUGGAUAGUGUUUUUGAUGCUGAUGGAGCGACUUUGAAAGAGGUGAAUUCAUGCGCUGUGCAGAAAAAGCCUAAAUCACCACAACAUGAGCACGUGGAUGAUAAAUUGCGGGCUGUUUGGACACCAGACGAAGUCAGAGUUCUGCUCAGUCGAUGGGCAGAGGAAAGCGUCCAGGAGCAGCUUCGAUCAAAUCCGAGAAACAAGAGAGCCUUCGCUCAGCUGAGCUCCGAGCUCGCCACUCAGGGUUUUGAUAAGACCACGAGUCAAUGCAGGUCGAAAAUAGCACUCCUGACACAAAAGUACAGAAGGAUCAAAGCACAGGAAGACCCGGAAAAGCAAAAAAGCAGAUGGUUUGCCAUCAUGGAUAAAGUCCUCAGUCGCAGCAAGACAGAGACUGAAACUAAACCAGUCAGAGAUUCACAGCGUGCAUCUCUGCAGACAUCACAGCAGAGCCUACCUGACACAGCAGAGGGCUGCCGUUUGUCCGUCUCCUCGUUGUGCCUCCUGGUUCCAACUCUGCGACUGAUGUGCGCCUUUGCCUGGCAGGUGGUUCAGUGUUGUAAUGUGACGCAGUACAGAAAGGUGGAGGAGCUGGUGAAGUUAGUGACGGAGGUGGCUCCAGAGCUGCUGACAACCAGAGAGAGAGUGCAACUCCUACUCAGACUGAGAGCCAGGCUUGUGCUGGAGUUGUGUCUCAGCGAGAACACGACUGACCUGCUGAAUAUCCAGCCCCACCUGAAUGUCAUCCGAGACCUCACCUUAAGCUGUGAACAGGAGGAUGCCACCGAGCUGGAAAAUUCAAAGUCCAACUUUGUGGAGGUUGUUCAUGCCAUACUGGAGGACCCAGAGGAGAGACAGAGGUUUUAUAAGGUGAGACGCUGUUCUCAAGCUGAUGAGAAUAUGUUUUUGCCAAAGCUGUUGUUUAAUCCCAAAGGAAACUUCCAGCAUGUUUCAGCACAACUGGAUGAGCUUUCAAGCAGCAAAGAUGAAAGACAGUUUGAUUACAGCGAGGCCGAAGAGCCAGCUGUGAAGGACUGUGGGAAAGAAAUUAAAGGCCUAAAGUUAAAACAUGAACAAAGCGAUGGCAUGGCAUCUUCAUACUGCUCAGAUUUAAAUUGUGCACCUUUGCAGCUGCAGACCUGCUCUCUGUGUCCCUACUCUGACAGCCAUGUGUCAGGACUUCUCAGGCACAUCAGAGAAGAGCAUCUGAUCCAGGAAUCUAAUCCCAUCACAGAUCCUGGGAAAGACUGCGUCUUUCAGAGAGUCAAAGAUCAAACGUUCACUCCUAAGAUGAGGAGGAUAACGGACACUUGUGAGUAUUGUGGGAAGGUCUUAAAGGAUGUAUCAGCCCUAACCAGCCACAUUAAAACACACACUCUUCCAUUCCACUGUGACAAGUGUGACAAGAAGUACUCCUCCAAGUGGUCGCUGACAGUGCACCGUCGGAUUCACACAGGCGAGACUCCAUAUCUGUGUUCGUACUGCGGUCAAGGCUUUAGGUCUUCAAAUAUCCUUGCUCUGCACGUCCGUAUACACACAGGAGACCGCCGAUACAAAUGUCCCAUAUGCGGAAAAACAUCAAUCCAGCAUCUGUCGAGACACAUGCGCAUGCACCGAGGGGAAAAGAACUAUCUGUGUACAGAGUGCGGGAAGGCUUUUCUGUCCUCUGGGGAGCUGAGGCUUCACAUGAGGUUUCACACAGGCGAACGGCCAUACACGUGCAAACACUGCGGGAAAGGCUUCAUCGCAAAGUGCCUGCUGACCGUUCACACCCGCCAGCACACGGGGGAGAGUCCUUAUAGGUGCUCGCUGUGUCCGAAGUCCUUCCGCACUUUGAGAGCACAGAAAAGACACCUGGUGAUACACUCGAGCAAAAAGUCUUUCCAGUGUUUGAAGUGUGGUAAAAUAUUCCGGCAAGAGGAAACUUUCAAAACACAUGCUGAGACUCACAAAUGAUUUAAAGGGGACCUAUUAUGCUACCACUUAUUUUCUGUCCAAAUUUUCAAGUUGUGAGGUCAGCGUUCAAACAGACAAAGAAGCCAAAACCUCAGGCUUUAGACUGCUAUAAAUGCUUGGCUUGCGCCAAUGGGGUUUUUUUCCUCUCUUGGAUCUUUAUGAUGUCAUUUAGAGCAAACCCACAAGGGGCAAACAGUCAGAGGAGCCAACAGAGAGCUAACAGUGACUAAACUAAGAGGCUGCACAGAGAUAUAUAACGUAUAUUUUCAACUACAAGUCAUUCAAAGCUGCUCUAACAGUAUCUGUGAUAAAAAAAAAAAAAAAAAAAAGGGAGCUUAAAAUGAGCAUAAUAGGUCUCCUUUAAAAAAAAUGGCAGUGUAAAAUAUUUUAGUUUCAGCAGUUGAGUUUAAAAGUUCUCAUUCACGAGUUUAAAAGUUCUCAUUCACUUAUUGUAACUCCACUAUUGCUUAAAGAACCAGCUUAAUUGCUGGAAAAGAUGUAACUCUGUGUUUCUUUCGGCAACUUCUGUAAUACCGAGGGCACAUUUUGUGUCUCCUCCUGGUCUCAAACUGGGGAUCUGUUGGGUUUUAGGCAAAUGUUUUUGAAAACUAUGUAAAGCUAAUAUCCCAUAAACAGUCCGGUUAGCACACAGGUAACUUUAAAAGUUUGUGUGAGCUACAAACUGAAGUUAUUUGUUAAUGAAUAAAAGCUGUUGCUACUUUGAGUAAAAAUCAAA
Messenger RNA from Neolamprologus brichardi, 4416 nucleotides. The record is from RefSeq and is a predicted model, not a curated record. NCBI's taxonomy places the organism in Eukaryota, Metazoa, Chordata, Actinopteri, Cichliformes, Cichlidae.